This is a messenger RNA of Schistosoma curassoni, 495 nucleotides long. Lineage: Eukaryota; Metazoa; Platyhelminthes; Trematoda; Strigeidida; Schistosomatidae. The record is from the annotation of a GenBank genome assembly.
AUGUCAGCUCAAGACCAGCCAGCUUUCGUUGUUCUUGACACCAAUCAAGGCACUAUAACUAUUGAACUUUAUUGGAAGCAUGCCCCAAAGACAUGUCUUAAUUUUGCUGAGUUAGCAAGGCGUGGGUACUACAAUAAUGUUGCUUUUCAUCGUGUUAUUCGAGAUUUCAUGAUACAAGGUGGCGACCCAACAGGUACUGGUCGAGGUGGAGCAUCAAUAUAUGGCUCUUACUUCGCGGAUGAAAUUCACCCUGACCUAAAACACACAGGUGCUGGAGUUGUUUCAAUGGCGAACGCCGGUCCAAAUACAAAUGGCAGUCAGUUUUUUAUAACUUUGGCUCCUACACAGUGGUUAGAUGGUAAACAUACUAUUUUUGGACGUGUUGCUUCCGGUAUGAAAGUUGUUCAGCGCCUCGGUAUGGUCGAUGUUGAUCAAGCAGAAAGACCUCGUGAGGUUAUCAAGAUAAUCCGUGCGAACACAACGAACACUGUAUAA